This is a messenger RNA of Bipolaris sorokiniana ND90Pr, 987 nucleotides long. RefSeq lists its product as uncharacterized. Gene Ontology annotation, cellular component: extracellular region. Gene Ontology annotation, molecular function: RNA binding; ribonuclease T2 activity. Gene Ontology annotation, biological process: RNA catabolic process. The coding region runs from base 1 to 987 and encodes 328 amino acids. The record is from RefSeq and is a predicted model, not a curated record. Lineage: Eukaryota; Fungi; Ascomycota; Dothideomycetes; Pleosporales; Pleosporaceae. The transcript is spliced from 2 exons.
AUGAAGGAACACCUCCCCAGGGCCCUCGCCCUCACCCUCCUCACCACAACCUCCACCGCACAACUCUACCCCCUUCAAUCCCCCCUCAACCACACCUGCCAACUCCAACAACCCCUCUUAUCCUGCCCAUCCCAAGAUGCCUCUAAGGUAGACUCCUGCUGCACCGAAACCUUCGGCGGCCUCCUCCUCAGCACCCAAUUCUGGAACACUCACACCGGCCUCGAAUCCUCCGGCCAGUACCUCCCCAAAGAUACCUGGACCCUGCACGGCUUAUGGCCAGACUUUUGCAACGGAAGCUACACUCAGUAUUGCGAUUUGAAUCGCCAGUACGAUCCGAUUCCCUCGCCCAACACAACGAAUGGCUUGCCGAACGGCACCGUUGUUCCCGCCUAUACGGGACCUAAUAUUGAUACCUUCCUCGAGCCCUUUGGCCGGUACGACCUCCUAGAGUACAUGUCAACGUACUGGGUCGCCUGGCAACAAGACAACGCGGGCUUCCACGCCCACGAAUUUUCUAAACACGCAACUUGCUUUUCUACCUUUAAUGUGCCGUGCUACGGUCCGCUGUACCGCCAGCACGAGGAUGUGGUGGACUUUUUCGAGACGGCGGUCAAGUAUUACAAGCGCUUUCCGACGUUUGAGUGGUUGAACGAGGCGGGCAUUACGCCGUCGAAUGGGUCGAUACGGUAUUCGUAUGAGGAGGUUGUAGAUGUGUUGGCGGAGAGGCAUGGUGGUGUUCCGUUUUUGGGGUGCAGUGGGCCCAGGUUCAACGAGACGGUUGCGGGGAGGAAUAGUACGGAUAGGGGGUUUACGGUGUUGAACGAGGUGUGGUAUUAUGAGCAUGUCUACGGUCGCCCUCAGGAAGGAAACACUAUUCCUGUUAAUGCGUCGGCGAGUUACCUGACGAAUUGUGCGAAGACAAAGGGCGCGAUUCUCUACCCGGAGCGAACGAAUGGAUCGGAAAAGGUUCCUGCGGUUCCGUACUAA